UCCUGAGGCGCUCUGUCUAGUUUACCCAGCAUGUUGAGUCAGGUCUCAUUUAAUUCAUAAAGAGACUUUCCAGGAAACAGAGAGAAGCAAGAGAGAAAGAUUCCCACGGAUCAUGUAAGAACAAAGCCGUUUCUGUUUCUAUUUCUGUGCGUAACGGACCGUGGAGAGAUGGAACAAGUGGUGCGCACAGAGCGGAGAGCUCUGCCGCAGCUCUGCCUCUGCCUCCUCCUCCACCUCCUGGUGGGCUUCUCCGUGCCAUCCUCGGCGGCCUUUGACCUGGUUCUCCUCCACACCAACGACGUGCACGCCCGGGUGGAGGAGACCAGCAAGCUCUCUGGGAAAUGCAGCAGCAGCAGCCAAGGCAAGUGUUUUGCCGGGGUGGCCCGGAGAGCCACGAUGAUCAAGAGGAUCCGCAGCACCGAGAGCAACGUGCUGCUGCUGGACGGCGGAGACCAGUUCCAGGGGACCGUCUGGUUCAACUACUACAAGGGAGCCGAGGCUGCACAUUUCAUGAACAAACUGGGUUAUGAUGCCAUGGCUUUUGGAAAUCAUGAGUUUGAUAACGGAGUGGACGGACUCAUGAAGCCGUUCAUGGAGCAGAUUAAGUGUCCUGUUCUCAGCGCCAACAUCAAGCCGGACGCAACUCUGGCCUCGACGUUUGGCAACUCUUAUUUACCUUAUAAGAUCCUUACGGUUGGCAGUGAGAAGGUUGGCGUGGUGGGAUACACUUCACAGGAAACCCCAGAUCUGUCCAAACCUGGACCACACCUGCAGUUCGAGGACGAGGUGACCAUCCUGCAGGUGCAGGUGGACAAACUGCUGACGUUGGGAGUCAAUAAGAUCAUCGCUCUGGGUCACUCAGGCUUCACUGUGGAUCAGGAGAUCGCCAAGAAGGUCCGCGGAGUCGACGUCGUCAUCGGUGGACACAGCAACACUUUCCUCUUUACAGGACCCGCUCCGUCCUCUGAAGUCCCUGCAGGUGUUUAUCCUUUCAUGGUGAAAUCAGACAAUGGGCGGCAGGUUCCUGUCGUGCAGGCCUACGCCUUUGGAAAGUAUCUGGGUUACCUGAAGGUGACCUUUGACGAUGCUGGGAACGUGCUGAAGUCCACAGGAAACCCCAUCCUGCUGGACAGCAGCGUCCAACAGGAUCCAGAAGUUCUUGCCGACGUGGAGGAAUGGAAGAAGAAUCUGGCCAACUACUCGACUCAGGUGAUUGGAGAGACUCUGGUCUUCCUGAACGGGACCACUGAGGAGUGUCGAUUUCGGGAAUGCAACCUGGGAAACCUGAUCUGUGAUGCCAUGAUCGACAACAACGUCAGAUCCUCAGACGAUGUUCAGUGGAACCAUGUCAGCGCCUGCAUCAACAACGGAGGAGGCGUCCGCACCUCUAUUGACGAACGCACAAGAAACGGUACGAUCACAAUGGAGGACAUGAUCGCCGUCCUACCUUUUGGAGGAACCUCCGACCUGGUGCAGCUGAAGGGCUCCACACUGUUCAAAGCCUUCGAACACUCAGUGAGACGAUACGGCCAGAGCAGCGGAGAGUUCCUCCAAGUGUCCGGAUUUCGUGUAGAGUUUGACUUGUCCAAACCAGUGGGGAAUCGUGUGAAGAGCCUCCUCAUCCUCUGCACAGAGUGUCGAGUUCCUCGCUACGAACCCGUCCAGGAGGAGAUGGUUUAUAGAGUGGUGCUGUCGUCCUACAUGGUGAAUGGUGGAGACGGAUUCUCCAUGAUCGCAAACGAGAAGCUCAAAUACGACAGCGGGGAUUUGGACAUUUCAGUCGUGUCCAACUACAUCGCGAAAAAAAAGAAAGUUUACCCGGCUGUUGAAGGACGCAUCAAGAUCUUUAACGCAGCUUCUGGACAAACCGCUCCACUGGUUUUACUGGUUUCAAUGGGGCUGCUGUGGACUCUGUGUUGGAACAUGUAAGGCUGAUUUUUACCACGACAAACGUUUUUUAAAAGAACUGCACAUGAACUUGAAGAUUUAACAGCACUGAUGGAUUUAAAACAGAAACCACAGCCGAGGCGACUUAACAGCUGCAGUUCCUGUAAAGACCACUAGAUGCCCUGAAGAAACCGACUGUAUUGAGUUGAGCAGGAAAUCGUCCAAUUUCUGUCCAGAAACGUGAAAUAAAAAGACUCUUUACACAAAAA
This is a messenger RNA of Sebastes umbrosus (honeycomb rockfish), 2156 nucleotides long. RefSeq names its product 5'-nucleotidase, ecto (CD73) (gene nt5e). Gene Ontology annotation, cellular component: plasma membrane. Lineage: Eukaryota; Metazoa; Chordata; Actinopteri; Perciformes; Sebastidae. Gene Ontology annotation, molecular function: metal ion binding; 5'-nucleotidase activity; nucleotide binding. The record is from RefSeq and is a predicted model, not a curated record. The coding region runs from base 169 to 1929 and encodes 586 amino acids. The transcript has 10 exons. Gene Ontology annotation, biological process: AMP catabolic process.